AUGACCGCAGGGCCGUGUCCUUGUACGUCGAGCCAGAGAGCGAGCGUGAAGGUUGAGGGCUGCGUGAGCGUGAGCCAACAGCAAGCAUCACCUCUCCAUCCAGCAGACGGAGUUGAUGGCCGCAUUUCAACCAUGGAGUUACUCCGGACGCUUUACGUCUGCUGGGACUGCUAUGCCAAUAACCUGCAUAGAGAGGCUGAGUGCACCACAGCCAGCGGAGCCAAGGUUUGGUUCUAA
Molecule: messenger RNA, 237 nt
Organism: Nannizzia gypsea CBS 118893
Lineage: Eukaryota; Fungi; Ascomycota; Eurotiomycetes; Onygenales; Arthrodermataceae
Exons: 3
Coding region: 1-237 (78 amino acids)
Source: RefSeq, a predicted model, not a curated record